This is a messenger RNA of Cyprinodon variegatus (sheepshead minnow), 1987 nucleotides long. RefSeq names its product intermediate filament protein ON3-like. The coding region runs from base 1 to 1311 and encodes 436 amino acids. The transcript has 9 exons. NCBI's taxonomy places the organism in Eukaryota, Metazoa, Chordata, Actinopteri, Cyprinodontiformes, Cyprinodontidae. The record is from RefSeq and is a predicted model, not a curated record.
AUGUCUAGAAACUACAGCAGCCAGUCCGACAGCCCCAACAGCGGGGGGCCCAUCAAGAGCAAACCCAGCGAGAAGAUCGACUCCUCGGGCAAAAAUAAUGAGAAAAACGAGAUGGUUGGACUGAAUGACAAGUUCGUCAAGUUGAUUGAAAGGGUGAAGGACCUGGAGGAUGAGAACAGAAAACUUGAUAAAAAGCUGGAGAUCCUCAAAGGGCAGGAUGACUACGAUGGUAACUUGGAUGCUCUUGUAAGGAAGGAAGAGAAUGACCUGCAGCAGAAGAUCGAAAAUUUGAAAAACGACCAGGAAAAUUUAAAAGAACAGCUUGAACACAUUUCGCAACAGGUGGACGACGCCAAGGAAAGUUAUGAGAAUGAAUUGGCAAAGAGAGCUGAGGCAGAGAAUGACUUUAUCAUAGCUAAGAGGGAGGUGGACCAAAGCCAUCUGGACCUGGUAGAAGAUGUUCUGGAGCUGGAGGAUCAGACAAGAAAGCUAGAGUUCCUCAGGAAUGGAUUUGAUGAGGAGAUCAAGGAGCUGGAGUCCAUGAUAAAGAAUGAGGUGGUAACCCUUCCAAGCUCCGAAAAACGGUCCUUGGACAUGGACCAGUACAUCAAGUCUGUUGAGGCUCAGUAUGCCAGUUAUGCCGCUACUGCCAGGCAGGAGGCAGAAUACUGGCACCAAAAAAAAAUGGAUGACUUGGCACAAAGGGCAGGAGAGAAGGAGCAGGAAGUGCGUGACAUAAAGAGAGAUAUCGCUGACAUCUUGCGUAAAAUCCAGAAGGCUAAGUCUGACCUUGAAGCUUUGAAAAGAAAGGAAGAUUCCUUGAGCAAGGAAAUAGAUGACAGCAGAAAAAGUGGUGAUGAAAACAUUGAGACUGCCAGGAGGACCAUCAAGGAGCUAGAAGAUGCCUUGAAGAAUAAUAAGCAGGAGCUGGCCAGGCAGAUCCAUGAAUACCAGAAACUGCUGAACGACAAACUGGCCCUCGACAUCGAGAUCGCCACCUAUCGCGAGCUUCUGAGGGGCGAAGAAGACAGAAUGAAAAAACUUCACUCAGACGUUCACCAGCCAGAGAGGAAACACCUGCAAGAGGAAAAAAAACACCCGCGAGAGAAUCACCUGCAGGAGAGGAAACAACAGUCAGAGAAAAAGCAAGAGAAGAAGGAAAAAGAGCUUCAAGCAGCUCCUCCAUCUGGGGGGUUCGCCAUCCAGACUCCAGCCAACCCACCUCCCUCUCCCUCCAAGAAGCGCCUGCUGAUCCGACUGCAGGUGGAAUCUGGGAGGGUUGUCUCCGAAACCACUCAGUACACCGACUGAUUGUCUGACACCUCCUCUAGCAUUACAACAUAUCCGCAAAAUGUGAAUUUUUUAAAUUUUAAAUUACAAUCAAUUCAAUUAUUUAAACCUCUUGAUAAAAUUAAGAAGCAAUAAUCUCUCUUGCGUGCUUCCUGGUAGAGUGAACGUCUUGGUGCAGCUUGAUGGCAGGUUGAAUGUUCUCCUUCAAUCUGUUGUUUCACAUUAAAUUGUGUUUUUGGAAAAGUUUUCUUAUCUUUGUUGGGAUGUGCAAUGCCUAUGGUGCUCCAGAGUUUUCUAUCAUCUUCUAAAAAUUGAGAAGCUAUACACUAAGUUUUUCAUAUUGUGUGAAAAAAAUUCUAGUGUUAAGGUUUUUUUUUGUUUAUUUCUGUUAAGUUUCAUGAUGACAGAAGUUAAAGUUUCGAGCAUGUAGGAAUGGUUUGUUGUUUAUUGAUUCCCAUCUUUUCGAUAUAAAUCAGAUCAUGCCGAUAAAACAAAAAGGAAAGGUUAUCUGAAUUGGAUGCUUUGUGUGUUGCAGUAUUGCAAUGCUGCAAGCCUGAAAUCCUCUGUUGGCUUCUGUGCUUAUUGCAUUCUUCUUCUUUUUCUUUCUUUUUUUUUUUUUUUUACCUCAAACCUUCCAAACAGUUCACUGUUAUCCAGGGAUUUCACUGUUAACCAGUGAUUCAUACUUAUAAAUGAA